Molecule: messenger RNA, 1545 nt
Organism: Dichotomopilus funicola
Lineage: Eukaryota; Fungi; Ascomycota; Sordariomycetes; Sordariales; Chaetomiaceae
Exons: 3
Coding region: 1-1545 (514 amino acids)
Molecular function (GO): oxidoreductase activity
Source: RefSeq, a predicted model, not a curated record
AUGCUGAACCGGGCUGACCCGUACCCAAGGAAGAAAGUGGCCGUGGUGGGCAGUGGCAGCGCCGGGAUUGCCGCCCUGUGGGCGCUCAACCGCAGCCCUCACGAUGUCUACAUGUACGAGGCCGACGGUCGCCUUGGUGGGCACACCAAUACGGUGGAGUUUGCCAAGGGCAAGUACAAGACGUUGGUCGACACAGGCUUUAUCGUCAUGAACACGGCGACAUAUCCCAACUUUAUCAGCUUCCUCAAGAGAGUCGGCGUCAAGACAGAGACCACGGAGAUGAGCUUCUCUGUGUCCCGCGACCAAGGCCGGUUUGAGUGGGCCGGGUCGAGUCUGAACACGCUCUUCUGCCAGCGGGGGAACCUGUUCUCGCCGAGCAUGUGGCGUAUGGUCUUUGACAUCAUCCGCUUCAACCAGUUUGCGGUGGACAUUCUGAGGGUGAAGGUGCUGACCGAAGAGACCAUCGGGGAGUAUCUGGAUCGAGAGGGCUACUCGAAUGCGUUCCGUGACAACUAUCUAAUCCCGAUGGCCGCGGCUGUUUGGAGUACCAGCCCGGACAAGUGCGCGCUAGAGUUCCCAGCCGUGACGCUCGUUCGGUUUCUGUGGAAUCAUCACUUGCUCUCAACCGUCGCUGCACGCCCCGACUGGCUCACCAUCGCAACGGGAUCAAAGUCCUAUAUCGACAAAGUCCUGCAAGGGUUCCCGCGCAACCACGUCCGGCUCAAUACCCCCGUCACCGCUCUCACCAACGAACCCGACGGCCGCGUCCGCUUGCACUCCCAGAACGGCAACUCCGAGGUCUUCGACCACGUCAUCCUCGCAACCCACGGAGACCAAGCCUACUCGAUCAUCCGCAACUCCGCCACCGACCAAGAAAAGUCCAUCUUGCGCCACUUCCGCACCUCCCAAAACACCGCCGUCCUGCACUCCGACACUUCACUUCUCCCCAAGAACCGCAAAGCCUGGUCCAGCUGGAACUACCUCACCAAAUCCUCGUCCCCGCGCGGCACCGGCAACAUCGACCAAGUCAGCCUGACCUACAACAUGAACAUCCUCCAGCACAUCCCCCGCACCGCCCUCGGCGACGUCCUCGUCACCCUCAACCCGCUGCACGAACCAGACCCGAAGACAGUACAGGGCCGAUACGAAUACCGCCACGCGCUGUACACCCCAGCCGCCGUCCGCGCGCAGGAGCGCCUGGACACGAUCCAGAAUACCCGUGGCAUCAGCUACGCGGGUGCGUGGACCAAGUAUGGCUUCCACGAGGACGGGUUUAGCAGCGGGCUGCGGGCGGCGGUGGAGCAUCUGGGGGCGAAGAUUCCGUUUGAGUUUACGGACGCGACGUGCAUCCGUGGGGAGAGGCCGCGGUUGACGCUGCUGGAUUAUCUACUGCGCCUGGUGAUUGCGCUGGUGCAGAUGUUUGUGAUUAGUAUCUUGGAUGGGGUGGUGAAUGUGGCGAGGCGGUCGACGACAACGCGGAGGUUGGCGUCGAGGGUUAAUGGCCCGGUGGGUAUUAAGGGGAGGCUGCAUGAGAAGGAGCAUUAG